Symbiodinium necroappetens is the source of this 1260-nucleotide messenger RNA. The record is from the annotation of a GenBank genome assembly. NCBI's taxonomy places the organism in Eukaryota, Dinophyceae, Suessiales, Symbiodiniaceae.
AUGUGCCGCAACUACCGGCCCAUGUUGUGCGCAGAGGGGCGCAACUUUGAAUUCUUGGAAUGGGUGUACGAGGUUGGAUUGGACAUGCCCUUCCCGAAGCUCUCCAAGGCCUUCCGUCAGGAGAUGAUGCCACAACUGUCAAGAGCCGACGCAUGGAUGUGCUCCAUUCCAGCAGUCUGGUGCUGGCUUCUUUGGGAUGCAGCGCAAACGCACCCGGAUGCUUUAGGCCGCACCACUCCGAUCUUUGCAUAUCUAGGCUUGCCGAUUCUACAACACGUGCAGCGACAUGAACGCUCGGCAUUCUUAGAAGCUUUCGUAGCGCUGGGCAAGAGCGAGCGCAACAUCAUGGCAGCGAACAAUGCCUACUUGGCUGAGGAGGUGGCGUGGCAGACAGGCCUGCGAGUUCCGACGUUGAGAAUACAUGGGCUCCACACUAACGUGACGUACCUGCCCCUUCGCAAUUCCGAGGUAUUGAUAUCUCGGCCUGGAACCAGCGGUGGAUGGCAAGAGUGCAUUCUGAAUCGUUUCGUGGAUGCGAACCCUGACUAUGCACUACGGUUCGUGCAAUUCACAGACCUGCUGGACCCCUACACCAUAGAAGAGGUCUACAACGACACACUCUCAUAUCAAAGCUUGUCCCAUUAUCGAGCUGUGGUGGCCUUUCCUUAUGACACGUCCCUGAUGUUCUUCUGGGAGUUCUAUUCUAUGAACAUGCCGACCUUCGUGCCCUUCCAGCUAUGGCAUUGGGGCAUCUUUGGUCAGCACACGCGACCGGACUUGGGUGAGCUGCAGCUCCUGCCCGGACGAGGCCCGGUGCUUUCGACGCUGACUCCGGAAGAGGACCGGAUGCCAAACCCCUUCUUCGAUGGCUUUGGCGCUCUGGAUUUGCAGCGCGCCAUAUUCUGGUCCAAGUACACCGACUGGGCCAUGUUCCCGCACGUGCAGUAUUUCAAGUCUUUGCCGGACCUCAUGAGUCAGCUGGUCACGGUUGACCUACAGGCCGUGUCCGCCGCCAUGAAGAAUUUCAAUGAGGAGUGCCUCGUCAAAAGUGCGGCUACAUGGCGAUACGUGGUUGAGCGCUUCCUAGAUUUGCAGCCAGGCCUUCUGACGCGAGCGGUCCUCGGUCGAGUACCGUGCGCUGAAGUUCCGACCCUGGAAGGGCGGAGAAUCUCGAGGGCAUCCCACGCAAGGCAUCCCAGGACAUCGUCCUGCAGCAAGGCAUCGCGAAGGGCCUUGGCGCAGGCUGCGGAACAGUCCUGA